Messenger RNA from Ixodes scapularis (black-legged tick), 624 nucleotides. RefSeq lists its product as uncharacterized. The coding region runs from base 1 to 624 and encodes 207 amino acids. The record is from RefSeq and is a predicted model, not a curated record. NCBI's taxonomy places the organism in Eukaryota, Metazoa, Arthropoda, Arachnida, Ixodida, Ixodidae. The transcript is spliced from 2 exons.
AUGGCAUUCCUUGUGACAUUCACGACUCUGCUUUGUUUCAAUCUGGUUUUAACUUUGGACUUUCCGAAAUCAGAGGAUUGCGACGUCCCGGACAAGGCUCGGCUAGAAGAGAAGCUCGACAACCUUAUCCGUAACCUCUCAAAUAAUCACCUGGUGAACGACACAAAAUUGGAAAUAUUUCAAGGCGCCAUGUUCUUGGGAGAAGGGAAUCUCCUCGGCCUCCAGUUCCUCGAGCAAGACAAACCCUACAAUACGUUUUGUCGCGACAAGGAAACGGUCACUGUGUUUAGCGUUCGUUGCAAGCAUUCAUUGCGCAUGCACAUCCCUUGGAGGCUUUGUUCGGGGCACAACGGCACCAUAAUUUCUGAGGCUGGUCUUAUCAGAUUUGAAGGAGAACUCGUGACGAGAAAGACUAACAGCGGCACAGAAUAUCGAAUCAAGAAUGUAAUUCCGGUGACACUGGAAGGUUUGUACUUCAGAAUGAACGGCGCCGGAAAAAUCGUUUCAACAAUUAUGGGUGCGCUGAGAUUUAUCCUGUCGGGGCUCGUCAGAUUGCUUUGGGCCUCUGCGAUAACGCCUUUUGUCGAAGACGCGUUUCAGCAAACUUUGACGGAAUUGAGUUAA